Cooperia oncophora is the source of this 390-nucleotide messenger RNA. Lineage: Eukaryota; Metazoa; Nematoda; Chromadorea; Rhabditida; Trichostrongylidae. The record is from the annotation of a GenBank genome assembly.
AUGAAUCCAUUCGCUGAACAUAAGCUCGUGACAAGUUUCAAAGAUUUGGGAAAGGGGCCGAACAAUGGGGUUGCUGUGGUAGGGAAAAUUGUAUCGACGGUACCUCAUGAAGAUAUUGUACCGAUAACAUCAAUAAUGAUGGAUGCAGACGGUGACUGCGUUGCCGUUUCUGUCUAUAAUUGCGCCCCAUCAUUAACAUUUUUCAUUGGAGACACGGUGGCUGUUGCCGAUCCCUAUGUAACAGAAGUAGAGAAUCUGGAUCUUCCCGAUUCAUCUGAUGUAUCGUUCCGAUCCGUACGAGUACCCAAUCCAUCGAAAAUUUCUCGAAAUGGUGGCUUGCCGAAGUCUACACAACUUGCCCCAUCCCAUUUGAAAAUCUCCGCAUUGUAA